AUGGCAUCUCCAGCUGCAAAAGCAGUAGAAGUAUCGCCCACACUCUCUGCCACACAACCAACUUCAGAAGAAGCGCCUCCACCCUACGACACCUCGAGUCUCCCUCCCAAUCCAGGUUUCUGCGAACUUGCCUUCCGCGAAAGACUAGACAACCGCAUACCAGGCGGCGGCAUGCCAUCAGCGCAAUACUUUGCACCCUGCAAAGCAUGUUCGUUCGUUUGCGGCGACGAGAUACCGCCAGUCUACAAGCAGGGUUGGUUGGAUUGGAUAGACCCCAGUGUAAAUUUCAGAUGGGAAUCGCAUGUUGCUGUGGAUAAGGAGAAGGAUGGGCCGGUGGAAGGGGAGAGGGAAUUAUUAGGGUGCUGGAUAUGUUGGGAGUAUGAGCAGAAGUGGAUUGAGCCGAUGGUCCCGAAUGAGUGGUAUAAACAUAUGAGGCGGCAUUUCUUUGUGGAGGGGUAUAGGAUAUGUAAGGGGAAGACGGGGGCGAUGCAGAGGAGGAGGAACUGUGAGGUUGGACACUGCCCGAAGAUCCACUCUUAA
Cadophora gregata is the source of this 540-nucleotide messenger RNA. RefSeq lists its product as uncharacterized. Lineage: Eukaryota; Fungi; Ascomycota; Leotiomycetes; Helotiales; Ploettnerulaceae. The record is from RefSeq and is a predicted model, not a curated record. The transcript has a single exon. Bases 1 to 540 code for a protein of 179 amino acids.